This is a messenger RNA of Naegleria fowleri, 1902 nucleotides long. RefSeq lists its product as uncharacterized. NCBI's taxonomy places the organism in Eukaryota, Heterolobosea, Eutetramitea, Acrasida, Naegleriidae. The record is from RefSeq and is a predicted model, not a curated record. The transcript has 3 exons. The coding region runs from base 1 to 1902 and encodes 633 amino acids.
AUGUCCCAUCAUCAUCCAACGACAGGCGUGGCAAUGCUGAUCGCCGCCAAUUAUCAACAAUAUCUUGAUUAUGUAGUUUAUUACGUUUCAGAAAAUCCAUUCUUCAAAAACAAUCCUAAAUUUCCUCCCGAAAGCAUUAAACAAAUCGCACUCUUUUUUCUUCAUGAAGCCCAAAAAACUUGUUCCACUCCUGAAGAAUUACAUGAAUAUUUGAAAAUAAUUCCAAAGAAAGCGGAAGAACAUUACAGACCUCAACUGGAUGCAAGUUCCUCUCGGCAACAAGCUAAAGUAACAGCUCCGACUCAACAGCCACAACAAAAACCCGAGGCUAAACAGGAGGCUAUUACCACACAUAUAGUCUCCGCUACACCUCCCGAUCAACAAGUUAAAACUUCGACUACACCACAAGCAUCGCCCCAACCAGCUCAAAUCCCUUCGCAACAGCCUAGCGUCGCGGAAUCGAUCUCUUAUGAAUCACUGACCAGCCCAGAACUGAUUAAGAAAGAAUUUUGGAGAGUUUUCUGGGCAUUGAAAAAAAGAAAAAGUUGGAAAUGUGGAUUUAGUAUAGCAGAAGUACCGGACAAUCGAGACCUACUGUCUGAGUUACAAGAUAUGGAUAACAAAUUUAAAAAACUGAUCAAAUUUGUGAAAGAUUGUUUUUUACAUAUCCAUGAACAUUACCAUAAAUAUAUGGAAACUUGCAAGGACUUGGACCCAAAAGAACGAGAGAGCAAAGCUUUCAAUAAUUUAGUUGAAAAAUCUGCAUUAGAAAUAUCAAAGGAGAAAAUUAGACUGUUAACACAAAUGGAAGUAAUCCUGACAACAGAAAAAGAAAAACUUGUGAAAUUUGAGAAAAAAUACGAAAACAAAUUGGAAGAAAUUCAAAAAGCUAAACGUGAAGCUCAAGAAUUUUUGAAAAUACUUUCAGACCCAUCUAUGAAGCUUGAAACUGAACAACGUUUGAGCCAGGUAUUUGAUAGAAUUAAAAGAUAUAUUCACGUUCCUUCAUUUGAUGAAUUCGUUGAAGAAGAAAUGGAAAAACGAAAAAUUCAUCAAAUUGGAGAAACAGAAGAGGGGCUACCAUCGAAAAGCAGAAAAUUCGAGAAUGGAUCUUUGGAGAACGAAGCACACAGAGGUAGACUCUUCAGCUCGUUUCUUAAAUUAUUACUUCACCGCCAAUAUUACGAAUCUUACACGUUUAUGGGUUUUAUUUCUAAAUUGACAAAUAACCUUAAACAUCAUCUAAAGAUCGAAAAAGGAUCUAACAUUGACGCAUCCAUUGACCUAGAUAUCAGAUAUUAUACCCGACAAGAACUAGAACCAACUGAAGCGGAAGGAACCCCUACGGGUGCUGUAUCAUCACCAGCAUCUCUUUCAUCAAUGAAGUCAACGUCAGAGUCAUCUAUAGCAACUAAUAUUACUGAUUUACAAUCUCUAUCAGUAUUUCAAAGUGAAGGAUUUGCUGAAAGCUCUGUAAAUUAUGUCAUUGAGGUCGCUAUUAACAUACAUAUUUCUGGAAGCUUUGAUCAGAAAGAAACAGAAAGCAGCUCAUCCUCAUCAUCGGUUGAUCUUUUACUUUCCCCACCCUUAAGAAUAUUUGUAAACUUUCAUCCAGAAUCUAACUCGAUUCAAAUCAUGGAUCCUGGAGUUGAUUUUAACUUGGAUAAUGUGAAAAUCUUUCCUUCCAAGCAAAACUUCUUGACCAUUCCAACACAAUCUUCUCUCAAAUCUCCAACCUCUCGUUAUUCCCUUCUCUCAAAUACCCUUUUCCAAGCUGUGAAACAAGCAAUUAUCAAAACAUGUACGAAUGCACAGCCUCCAGAAAAUCAUAUUCUCUCCCUUAUUCACACCUAUGUGCAAACAAGUACCCGAGCUCUUGAUGCCAUUAAUGUUGGUAUCUAG